AUGGCGGCGGCGGCGGGGGCCGGAGGGGUGAACCCUUUCCUCAGCGACUCCGAGGAGUCCGACGCGGAGGAGAGGCGGCCGGGCGGGGGCAGCAGCGACCUCGGGGCCGCCGCUGCUGCCGCCGCUGCCGCUGCUGCCGCCCCGCUCCCCUCCUCGCCGCCGCCCCCUCCCCCCCUCCUGCAGGCCGAGGAGCCGCCGCGGGUGCCGGUGGACGCCGUGGCGGCGCAGCUGCUGCGCGACCAGCUGGUGCUGACGGCGCUGGAGCUGCACACGGAGCUGCUGGAGAGCGGCCGGGAGCUGCCCCGCCUGCGGGACUAUUUCUCCAACCCGGGCAACUUCGAGCGGCAGGGCGGCGGCGGCGGCGGCACCCCGGCACCCACCCCGCCAGCCUCGGCCGCCCCCGGGGCCCUGGCCGGGCCCGCAGCCGGCAAGGACGGCGGCCCCGCGCAGCUCCAUCGUGCUGGGAGCAUUAGCACGCUUGACUCUUUGGACUUCGCAAGGUACUCAGAUGAUGGAAACAGAGAGACAGAUGAACGGGUGGCUGUCCUGGAGUUUGAACUACGGAAAGCAAAGGAGACCAUUCAGGCCCUCCGAGCCAACCUGACUCAGGCUGCAGAAAAUGAAGUUCCUUUGCAGGAACGAAGAAAUUACAAAUCAAGUCCUGAAAUUCAGGAACCAAUUAAACCUCUUGAAAAAAGAGCUCUAAACUUCUUAGUCAAUGAAUUUUUAUUAAAAAAUGGUUACAAGCUUACUUCAAUAACUUUUUCAGAUGAAAAUGAUGAUCAGGAUUUUGAGUUGUGGGAUGAUGUGGGACUGAACAUUCCAAAGCCUCCAGACUUGUUACAACUCUACCGUGAUUUUGGGAACCACCAAAUAUCUGCAAAAGACGUUUUAGAUAUAGCAGUUGGCACAGAAGAAGAUGAAUUAGAAGCAACCACUCCUAUCCUGGAGAGCAUUCCCGUAUUUGGAACACCACAGUCAAUAGAGCAAUGUAUAAUGGUGCAGAAAUUGGAAGAUCAAAUUAAUGCAUUAAGCACUGAGAAAUGGUCUCUGAUGGAAGAGAUACAAAGACUUGAAAGUGAAAUAGACUACUUAAGGAAUGAAAAACCUGCUGUUCCAGUAAUAUGUGAUUUGGUCCAGUCAUCUUUAGCUCAAGUGCCUCUGACAUACCCUGAUGAUAAUGGAAGAUAUUUGGAUAUGAAGAGUUCCGCUACUGACAGUAACCAUGGGGAAACUGAACAGAAAAGGCUUUUCACAGGAGCUGAACCUGAAUCCAGAGUUCCUAAAGAUAACACUAUAAGUUACCUCCCUAAUAAGGAGAGAGAGAAAAUUCCAUCCAUUAAAGCUGCUGUACACUUUGAUAAACCCAACAGGAAGCUGUCGCCUGCAUUCCAUCAAGCAUUGCUGUCUUUCUGUCAAAUGUCAGCAGAAAGCCGCUUGGGAUCAGAGGUGUCUCGGAUUGCCGAUAGUGAGAAAAGUGUCAUGCUAAUGCUGGGGCGUUGUUUGCCUCACAUUGUUCCUAAUGUCCUGCUUGCAAAACGAGAGGAACUGAUUCCACUCAUACUGUGUACUGCUUGCCUCCAUCCUGAACCCAAAGAGAGAGAUCAGCUCCUACACAUCCUGUUCAACUUGAUCAAAAGGCCAGAUGAUGAGCAAAGGCAAAUGAUUCUGACGGGCUGUGUGGCGUUUGCGCGACAUGUUGGACCAACACGCGUAGAAGCAGAACUUUUACCGCAAUGUUGGGAGCAGAUCAACCAUAAAUAUCCAGAAAGACGGCUGUUAGUGGCAGAAGCUUGUGGAGCAUUAGCGCCUUACCUUCCUAAAGAGAUUCGUAGUUCAUUGGUACUUUCUAUGCUGCAGCAAAUGCUGAUGGAAGAUAAGGCAGAUCUGGUGCGAGAAGCUGUGAUCAAAAGCCUUGGUAUCAUCAUGGGCUACAUUGAUGAUCCAGACAAAUAUCAACAGGGUUUUGAACUACUACUCUCAGCUUUGGGUGAUCCCUCCGAACGUGUAGUUAGUGCAACUCAUCAGGUGUUCUUGCCUGCCUAUGCUGCCUGGACUACUGAACUGGAAAAUUUGCAGUCCCAUCUUAUACCUAUAUUGCUUAGUAAAAUUGAAAAACUACUCAGGGAAGGAGAGCACGGGCUGGAUGAACACAAGCUCCAUAUGUACCUUUCUGCAUUGCAGUCUUUGAUUCCUUCACUUUUUGCUCUGGUGCUACAGAAUGCGCCUUUCACCAGCAAAGCAAAGCUUCAGGGUGAAGUCCCACAGAUCGAAGUGACCAGGUUCCCAAGGCCUGUCUCACCUCUUCAGGAUGUGGCCACUAUAAUUGGAAGCCGUGAACAGCUGGCAGUUCUGUUGCAGCUCUAUGAUUACCAGCUAGAGCACGAGGGUACCACAGGCUGGGAUACCUUACUGUGGGUUGUUAAUCAGCUGUUGCCGCAGCUUAUAGAAAUAGUUGGCAAAAUUAAUGUGGCCUCAACAGCCUGCGUACAUGAAUUCUCAAGGUUCUUCUGGCGGCUCUGCAGAACAUUUGGAAAAAUCUUCACAAAUACAAAGGUCAAACCACAAUUCCAGGAAAUCUUAAGGCUCUCUGAGGAGAAUGUUGAUACUACCGCAGGAAAUGGAGUGCUAACAAAAGCCACGGUUCCUAUCUAUGCAACGGGCGUACUGACAUGCUAUAUCCAGGAAGAAGACCGUAAACUGUUGGUUGGAUUUUUAGAAGACGUCAUGACUAUGCUUUCAUUAUCACAUGCUCCUCUUGAUAGCCUCAAAGCAUCUUUUGUGGAACUGGGUGCAAACCCAGCGUACCAUGAGUUGCUGCUAACGGUAUUGUGGUAUGGAGUUGUUCAUACUUCAGCACUUGUUCGAUGUACAGCUGCUAGGAUGUUUGAGCUGUUGGUGAAGGGGGUCCAUGAAACUCUGGUAGCUCAGAGGGUGGUUCCUGCUCUCAUUACUCUCUCCAGUGACCCUGAAAUCUCUGUAAGAAUAGCAACAAUUCCUGCUUUUGGAACCAUCAUGGAAACGGUCACUCAGAGAGAGCUAUUAGAGAGAGUUAAAAUGCAGUUGGCUUCUUUUCUGGAAGAUCCGCAGUACCAAGACCAACAUUCCUUACACACAGAAAUCAUAAAGACUUUUGGAAGAGUUGGGCCAAAUGCUGAGCCAAGAUUUCGAGACGAAUUUGUCAUUCCACAUUUGCAUAAACUUGUGUUGGUUAAUAACCAGCAGUCUACGGAUUCAAAAAGACUGGACAUUGCAACACAUCUCUUUGAAGCCUACAGUGCGCUCUCCUGUUGUUUUAUUUCAGAGGAUUUAAUGGUGAGCCAUUUUUUACCUGGACUCAGGUGUUUACGAAAUGACAUGGAAACUCUUUCACAGGAACAUGAGGUUAUUUUAAGCUCGAUGAUAAAGGAGUGUGAACAGAAAGUGGAAAAUCGGGGAGUCCAAGAACCACAAGGCUCCGUGUCCAUUGCAGCGAGCCUUGUGAGUGAAGACACAAAGACCAAGUUCCUAAACAAAAUGGGCCAGUUGACCACAUCGGGGGCCAUGCUGGCUAACGUGUUCCAGAGGAAGAAGUAAAUUUGAGGAGGAAGUCCCUGUAAAACACAUGAGAGACCUCAUCGAGACCUGGUUCCUCGUACUUGAAGUACUUGCCUUUUUAUUUCCCCAUUAUACGUUCUUGUAGUAUAAUUUUACUCCAACCUACAAAGAUAUUUGCACUGCUCUUAAAUAUCGCUGUGUAUCUGUUAACUUUUGGUUAAAUGUGGUUGAUUAUAAAACUAAAUUAAGUCUGUAUCAAGUCCCUGUCCUGUGUUCUUGUCUUUCCAGCCUAAUUUAUAUAUAUAUAUUAU
Molecule: messenger RNA, 3848 nt
Organism: Euleptes europaea (tarantolino)
Lineage: Eukaryota; Metazoa; Chordata; Lepidosauria; Squamata; Sphaerodactylidae
Gene: RELCH
Product: RAB11 binding and LisH domain, coiled-coil and HEAT repeat containing
Exons: 29
Coding region: 1-3576 (1191 amino acids)
Biological process (GO): intracellular cholesterol transport
Cellular component (GO): trans-Golgi network; recycling endosome
Molecular function (GO): protein binding
Source: RefSeq, a predicted model, not a curated record